Messenger RNA from Phytomonas sp. EM1, 587 nucleotides. NCBI's taxonomy places the organism in Eukaryota, Euglenozoa, Kinetoplastea, Trypanosomatida, Trypanosomatidae. The record is from the annotation of a GenBank genome assembly.
AUGGAGAAGAGGUAUGCCCCUCGUCUGCGCCCAUCUGCUGUGGCUCAGGGUCUAACUUUUACUGUGUGCCCACUGGAAGUUCCUGCUGUGGGGUUACUGGAAGGUCAACAAGCUGUGGAACAGGUGAACAGUGCUGUUCCCGCCCACACUUUAACAGUUUUUGCUGUGAAAAAGGAACAAGCUGUUAUGUGGACAGAAUCGGAGUCACAUCAUGUCGGUCUGACGAGUGUUCAUUGUAUUCAACGGUCGAUGAGUGUCUCAGUAACCAGACUUCCAAAUGUGGUUGGUGCUGUGAGGAACAUAGAUGUGUCCCACAAUCAAAUGGUCACUGCCCUACCACUCCAAUUACUGGAAAUCAGCGUUGCCCUUCUCGUUGCUAUUAUGAAAAUACCUGUGCGCUAUGCCUCGAUCCCAAGCGUGCGCUCCGCAACAGGGCGCAUUUCUCCUCUAUUGACUCUGGUGUUAAUAUUCAAUUAUCUCAUCAAGGUGAAAUCGGUCAUAUGGAUGAUAAUGAGAGGUGCGUAUGGUGUUGUGCAACUAUGUCGUGCUUACCAGUUAAAAAUUUAGCAGUGUGCGCCAAUGAUCAA